Messenger RNA from Podospora pseudopauciseta, 2028 nucleotides. RefSeq lists its product as uncharacterized. NCBI's taxonomy places the organism in Eukaryota, Fungi, Ascomycota, Sordariomycetes, Sordariales, Podosporaceae. Bases 1 to 2028 code for a protein of 675 amino acids. Gene Ontology annotation, biological process: nuclear-transcribed mRNA catabolic process, nonsense-mediated decay. Gene Ontology annotation, molecular function: telomerase RNA binding; protein binding; telomeric repeat DNA binding. Gene Ontology annotation, cellular component: telomerase holoenzyme complex. The record is from RefSeq and is a predicted model, not a curated record. The transcript is spliced from 2 exons.
AUGGACUUCGCCAAGAACUUGGAUACCAGUUCAAAAGAUGCACAGACUGUGCCAUCCCCCACAAAGCUAUCCAGUCAGAAACCUCUGGACCCGGAGUCUGGUGGCCCCGGCCCUGAAACACCCGGUAGGAGAUCGACCACAAGUUCCAAGAGAGAGACGUCAAGGUCUAGAAGUGCCUCCCCCCCAAGGAAAUCCAAGGCGCGACCAGAGUCUGACCGACUCCCUGUCCAGGGUACUCUGUGGACACCUGAUGCCGACACCACAGGCUCCCCACAGCCCUAUGAUAAGUCAAAUGUUGCUUCACGGGUUUCAUCUACACCAACCUCCAAGCAGCCCCAUCGUCGGCAACCCCCUACCACAUCUCGAAGCUCCACCCACGUAGAAGAGAAUGACCCAACUGAACUCAUCAAGCAACCCGAGACUCGACCCAUUUCCCAAGAUCAGCUUGUUGCCGAGGUGAAAGGCAUCUACGCCGGUUUGGUCAUGGUGGAGAGCAAAUGCAUCGAGGUUGACAACGCCCAAAACUCGCAAAAUGAUCCAACCAACAAGCUCAACAACGAGCAGUGGCAGGCCUUGAUAGCUCUCCACAGAACCCUGCUCCACGAACAUCAUGAUUUUUUCCUCGCCUCUCAACACCCUUCCGCGAGCCCGGCCCUGAGAAGAUUGGCUUCCAAAUACGCCAUGCCUGCGCGCAUGUGGCGGCACAGUAUUCAUUCGUUUCUCGAGCUCCUCAGACACCGACUCCCAGCGAGCCUGGAGCAUAUGCUCAUGUUCAUCUACCUCGCAUAUUCAAUGAUGGCCCUUCUUUAUGAGACUGUUCCGGCGUUUGAGGAUACCUGGAUUGAGUGUCUUGGUGAUCUUGGGCGCUAUAGAAUGGCCAUUGAAGAUGAUGACAUUCAGGACAGAGAAAACUGGACCGCUGUGAGCCGCCAUUGGUACUCUAAGGCUUCCGACAAGGCGCCGACUACUGGGCGGCUUUAUCACCAUUUGGCUAUUUUGGCCCGCCCCAAUGCGCUUCAGCAGCUCUAUUACUACACCAAGUCUCUUUGUGUCGCGAUCCCCUUCGGCUCUGCUCGCGAGAGUAUCAUGACUCUGUUCGACCCAGUUCUGGCUCCAACGCCCAAUCAGCAACAAUCCAGACUCUCAGUUGCCGAGUUCACAUUUAUCAAGGUUCAUGCCAUCAUGUUUAGCGGGAAGCAAAAGGACAAGCUGCACCCAACCAUGGACGACUUCCUCCAGUCUCUGGACAGCCAAAUCACUCGUUCCAGUCGCAAAUGGCUCAAGGCCGGAUAUCACAUGGGAAUCGUAAAUUGCUGUGCGGUAGUCGGCUAUGGCAAUGAAGCUAACCCAAUCAUGAAAGCCAUGAAGCAAAGCCGUACUGCUGAUGAAGAACCUCAAGACCAGCCGAUGCAGGAUAGCGACCUUGAUUCUCCAGUCCCAGAAGAUCUGGCCAACGCCCUCAAACUCUUUUCUCGAACACACGAUAUUGUGUCACGCCGGGAUGCCGACCCUAACGUUCUUCCGUUUCUUCACGUUACUCUCGUUUUUAUAUAUCAUCUUACGUUCUAUCCGGAAGUUAUCCGCUAUGUGGCACCGGAAUUUCCUUGGAAGGGGACUGCGUCGAUGAUGAACACGUUGCUUGGCUUUUUCAAGAACUAUGAUCGUGUUGAGGGCAGCGCUCUGCCCAAAUCCGAGCCCCAGAGACCAUUGCCGGAGGAUUAUGCCAUGCGGGGACUUGCUUGGGCGGACAGAGUGUCUCCCAGCGAUUGCUUUUCAAACGAGAAGAUUGAUGAUGACGGGAAGUAUUUUGAAGUUGCUUCCAUGGCAGAAAAGCGCAAGGAGCGUGUGUUGUGGUUGGGACACAUGAUUGCCACUUCCAGUGACAAAUGGCUGCGAUACAACCCAUCGACUCAUGAGUUCAGCGUUGCCCCAGAAUAUGAGACCGAGGCGAAGGUGGCGCCGAUGACCCUAGUUGAGAGCGUCGAUAUGGGAGGAGAGCUCCCUGAUGCUGCUGCUGUCGCCGCUUGA